Messenger RNA from Bufo bufo (common toad), 3073 nucleotides. RefSeq names its product neural EGFL like 1 (gene NELL1). The record is from RefSeq and is a predicted model, not a curated record. The transcript is spliced from 20 exons. Gene Ontology annotation, molecular function: protein binding; calcium ion binding. Lineage: Eukaryota; Metazoa; Chordata; Amphibia; Anura; Bufonidae. The coding region runs from base 84 to 2510 and encodes 808 amino acids.
GCUGCACAACUUUCCGUCUCCACCAAACUGGAUGAGGAUUAUUUACUGCUUCCAGCCUAGGAACAAUUCUGUGCAUAACACAAAUGGAUGGGAUUUUUGCAUUGCUGACUUGUGUGCUCACAGCUAAAGCAGUGUUUGGAUUUGGGACGGAGAACGAUUUACAAAUUGACAUAAUUUCAGAGCUGGAACUUGAGAAUAACACAAGAGGGAUUACACAGGUUUAUGGAGCUCACAAUGGCAGCAAAGCCUUCUUAUUUCAUGAUGUGGAGCGGGAGAUCCACGCGGCGGCGCACACCGGAGAAAAGGUGAUUCAGCUCUUCAGGAAUAAGAGCGAGUUUACUUUCCUGGCCUCCAUACAGCAGAGGUCGUCGUCGUCUGGGGUCAUCCUCUCCAUACGAGAAAUGGAGCACAGCUUCUUCGAACUGGAAAGCAGCGGUUUACGGGAUGAAAUCAGAUACCACUACAGAUAUAACGGAAAAUCAAGAACAGAAUCAUUUCCUUAUCGACUGGCAGAUGGGCAGUGGCACAAAAUCGCUCUGACUGUCAGUGGCUCCCAUGUCCUCAUCCACGUGGACUGCAACAAAAUUUAUGAGCGAGCGAUUGAUCCGCCUGAGAGCAAUCUUUCCCCCGGAAGCAGCUUAUGGCUUGGACAGCGAAAUAGGAAACAUGGAUUCUUCAAGGGAGUGAUUCAGGACGUGAAACUCAUCUUUAUGCCGAGCGGAUACAUAACUCAGUGCCCAAACCUGAACCGCACAUGCCCGACCUGCAGCGAUUUCCUCAGUCUUGUGCAAGGCAUCAUGGACUUACAGGAGCUGCUGGCAAAGCUGACGGCGAAGCUAAACUAUGCGGAGACGAGACUAAGUCAACUGGAGAAUUGUCAUUGUGAGAAGACGUGUCAGGUCCAAGGUGUGAUCUACAGGGACAGGGACUCCUGGGUAGAUGACGACCACUGCAGGAACUGUACAUGUAAGAAUGGCGCUAUUGAAUGCAGACAUAUGUUGUGCCCCCCUGUCAACUGUUCUCCAGAAUAUUUACCGGUCCAUGUUCCAGGUCAAUGUUGCAAGAUCUGUAGACCCAAAUGCAUUCAUGGUGGGAAAGUCCUGGCAGAAGGUCAGAAGAUCCUGACUACGACCUGCAAAGAAUGUAAACAUGGAGCUUUGCAGAAGGUAACAGAGCCGUGUCCGCCAUUGAACUGCACAGAAGAGGAUCGAAUUCUUCCCGAGAACGAGUGCUGCUUUGUUUGCCGAGGGCAUGACUUUUGCGCGGAUGGUUAUCAAUGUGGAGAAAACUCAGAAUGCAGAAACUGGAUCACAAAGGCCACAUGUGAAUGUCGGAACGGGUUUGUCCCCUUUCAAGGAGACCCGACCUAUUGUGAAGAUGUUGAUGAAUGUGCUGCCAAAAUGCAUUAUUGCCAAGCCAACACAGUGUGCAUAAAUUUACCGGGAUCGUACCGCUGCGAAUGCCUGCCGGGGUAUACACGCGUCGAUGAUUUUUCCUGUACAGAACAUGAUGACUGUGGCAAUGGACAUGGUAGCUGUGAUUUGAAUUCCAUUUGUACAAACUCGGUGGAGGGGCACAGUUGUACUUGCAAACCCGGCUACGUGGGGAAUGGCACCGUCUGUCGAGCAUUCUGUGAGGAGGGUUGCAGGUACGGAGGAACUUGUGUGGCCCCAAACAAAUGCGUCUGUCCCCCUGGAUUCACAGGAGCUCACUGCGAGAAAGAUAUUGAUGAGUGUGCAGAAGGGAUCAUUCAGUGUCACAACCAUUCCCGCUGUGCCAACCUUCCGGGAUGGUACCACUGUGAGUGCAGAAGCGGCUUCCAUGACAAUGGGACCUACUCCAUUACUGGGGAGUCCUGUGUUGACAUUGAUGAAUGCGCUUUAAGGACUCACACCUGCUGGAACGAUUCAGCUUGCGUCAACUUAGAAGGCGGAUUUGACUGUCUUUGCACGUCCGGACCGUCUUGUACGGGAGACUGUCCCCAUGAAGGCGGGCUGAAACGCAACGGCCAAGUCUGGACCCUAAAAGAAGACAGAUGUUCUGUAUGUUCAUGCAAGGACGGGAAAAUCUUUUGCCGAAGGACCGCGUGCGACUGCCAGAACCCGAGCGUUGACCUGUUCUGCUGCCCGGAGUGCGACACCAGAGUCACCAGCCAGUGCCUGGAUCAAAGUGGCCGCAGACUCUACCACAGCGGAGACAAGUGGACCUACAGCUGCCAGGAGUGCCGCUGCCUGGCGGGGGAGGUGGACUGCUGGCCCCUGAGCUGCCCGUCUCUGAGCUGCGAGUACACGGCUGUGUCAGAGGGCGAGUGCUGCCCACACUGCGUGAACGACCCCUGCUUAGCAGAUAACAUCACCUACGACAUCAAGAAGACCUGUGAAGACAGCCAUGGGGUGACCCGGCUCAGCGGCUCUGUAUGGACCAUGUCCGGAUCUCCGUGUACAACUUGUAAAUGCAAGAAUGGAAGCAUCUGCUGCUCGGUGGACCUAGAAUGUCUGCACAAUAACUAAAGAUCUAAAUACGGGACUUUCGCACGAGAGGAAGAAAAUCACCAACUACAGGAUGCAGUUCCCAUCGAUACGACGACGCGAAGACUCAAUGUUUUAUACAAUGGACAAUUACCAAAAUCUCCACAAGAGGAAGAUGUUUGGCAGUCGCCUGCAGACUUUUCUGUUACGUUCACUCAUAUUGCCCCAGCCCGGGGCGGCCCCAGGUUACUGUCGUCACAAGGAUUCUCGCUCAAAAAACUCCAGCAGUUAAUGAUCUUAAUGUUGUGAGUCGCAAACUUUUUACUUGUCCCAUCGGAAAACACCUUUCAAUCGGUUGUAAAAUUUGGUGUCUUCUCUUCUUCUUCUUCCACCACCACGACUAGUGGAAGAUCUCACCUCCAUGAAUGUCAUGUCCCUGCUCCUGGAUUUUAUUUGAGGUCCCUGCCUGGUGUAUUUAUGGAAAUCUGUAUAUAUGUGCAGUCUAACGGCAUAGCUUCUUUAUUUAAUAGCUUAAUACGUCACCCGUGUCUCGAAAUGUAAAAAGAAAAAAACAACUUAAAAAUAAAAACUUUACAAGCUUCUUA